UCCAGCUUCCUUAUUAAACCCAGACCCACCAUCAACACUCAUUGUAAAAGAUAUUCACUCACAAAAUACCAUUAUGACAAGAAGAAGAAGCAGCAGCAGCAACCGCCCGAAUGAAAACAAAACCAGUCGAUCUACCAUAAAAUCUCAUAUCCUCACAAAAAUUAUAAUAACAACCAAUAAAACACCAACAGAAAUACACAGAGCUUGACUAGAAAAUUUCAUCUCUUCUACUGCCACUCUAAUAUCAUUACCGUAGUAUUAAUCGAAUAAAUUCUUUUAAGAUUUAAAUUGAAUUUUUGGCAACUUUUCUAUCUACUCAAAAGAAGCUUUUCCAUAUAAAAUGCAAAAUAAAAAGAAAGAAAUCUAGAUCUUAAGUGAGAAAUACAAAGAAAGAAAAUGAACGAGAAAAAGACAAAAAAAGAAAUGUGAGUAAUUUCUACGGGUGAGUGGAUUCUAGAAGAUAAAAAAGUAUUCUUAAGAAAUGGGAUAAAAGAGAUAAAGUUAGGUUGAAAAACGUGUAUAAUAAAUAAUAAUAUUUUUAGGAGCAUGUGAUGUUGUAUGGAUAUGGAGAUAUGAGAGAUUUUAGUUCGGUAAUAAUUAUGCUGAUGACUAUGAUUUGAUAUUAAAUUUGUUCCACUGGACAUUUUGGGUAAAGUACAAAAUUUUAGGCUAUUAAAUUUUUUAGCGGUCGUGCAGUUUUAUUUUCUCUAAUUUAUCCAUUUUUGCAUCAUAUGUUUUCGACCCGCCCAUAUCCGCUCCGACCCACCCGUUUUGCCACCCAAGCCGUCUUUCUAAUUGUGCAUACUAUUAUAUUUAAGGGUCUUCGCCUGUGGAAGUGGCAAUAAGUAGAACUAUCAUGACAGAGGAGUUGCCACAGAGCUUGAAAGAAAAGAAAUGGCAGAUAAACUGGGAUGCUGUAUCCCAAGAACUGAAGAAGACGAGUCGCAUUAUGGCUCCAAUGGUAGCAGUUACAGUGCUUCAGUACCUCUUGCAAUUUGUAUCAGUUGUUAUGGUGGGACAUCUUGGACAGUUAGCGCUCUCUAGCGUUGCCAUUGCCACUUCUCUAACUAAUGUCACUGGUUUCAGCCUACUUUCAGGGCUGGUUGGUGGUUUGGAGACACUAUGUGGACAAGCAUACGGAGCUCAACAAUACCAUAAACUCAGCACAUAUACCUACACUGCUAUAAUUUCUCUGUUUCUUGUAUGCAUACCAAUAUGUGUAUUGUGGUUCUUCAUGGACAAAUUGCUUAUAUUGAUGGGACAAGAUCAUUCAAUCUCAGUGGAAGCGCAGAAGUAUUCAAUGUGGGUACUCCCUGCUUUAUUUGGUGGUGCAAUUUCUAAACCGCUAGUUAGAUACAUGCAGACACAGAGUUUGAUUCUUCCCAUGCUGUUAUCUUCCUUUGGUGUUCUAUGCUUCCACUUGCCCAUAAGCUGGGCUUUGAUAUUUAAGUUGGAGCGAGGAAACAUAGGAGCUGCUAUAGCCUUCAGCAUAUCCAGUUGGUUGUAUGUGCUAUUUCUUGCAUUUUAUGUCAAAUAUUCAAGCUCCUGUGAGAAGACUCGAGCGCCUUUCUCCAUGGAUGCAUUCCUUGGUAUCGGACAAUUCUUCCGUUUGGCUGUUCCUUCUGCUGUGAUGGUUUGCCUAAAAUGGUGGUCACUUGAGGUGCUUACUCUGCUAUCAGGCCUUUUACCAAAUCCAACACUUGAGACAUCAGUGAUGUCAAUAUGCUUAACAAUUUCCACAUUACACUUCACUAUACCAUAUGGCUUUGGAGCUGCUGCAAGUACUCGUAUUUCAAAUGAAUUGGGAGCUGGAAAUCCUCAAAAGGCUCGACUCGCAGUUCAGUUAGUAAUGUUUCUUGCAGUCAUAGAGACAGUAGUAUUAAGCACAAGUCUAUUCGGAAGCAGGCGUGUAUUAGGGAAAGCCUUCAGCAAUGACAAGCAAGUGGUGGAUUAUAUAGCUGAAAUGACUCCUUUUCUAUGUCUGUCCAUUAUCACAGAUAGCUUACAAGCAGUCAUCUCUGGUAUAGCAAGAGGAAGCGGGUGGCAGCAUAUUGGGGCAUAUAUAAAUCUAGGGGCAUUUUAUUUGGUAGCAAUCCCCUUAGCAGUGGUGUUGGGGUUCGUACUACAUUUGAAAGCAAAGGGUCUUUGGAUUGGAAUAGUGGUUGGUUCUACUGUACAAACAAUCAUUCUAUCUAUUGUUACAAGUUUCACAGAUUGGGAAAAGCAGGCAAAGAAGGCAAGAGAAAGGAUACACGAAGGAAGAUCUUAGAUUGUAGCGUAGCUGCAAAUCCCAUACUUUAUAUUAUCCAAAUUUUAGAAAGUAAUCAAUGUAUGAAAGUGCACUUGCAAAAGGAUAUGAUGAGAGCCUUUGGAUCUGUUUUCA
Molecule: messenger RNA, 2383 nt
Organism: Nicotiana tabacum (common tobacco)
Lineage: Eukaryota; Viridiplantae; Streptophyta; Magnoliopsida; Solanales; Solanaceae
Product: protein DETOXIFICATION 12-like
Biological process (GO): xenobiotic detoxification by transmembrane export across the plasma membrane
Cellular component (GO): membrane
Molecular function (GO): antiporter activity; xenobiotic transmembrane transporter activity
Source: RefSeq, a predicted model, not a curated record